UUACUAUCAGCAUAAUUUGCUACACCACAACAGAACAACAACAACAGAUCCUAGACAAACAAAUAAGAUGUCGACUGAAGAACGUUCUCCUGAUAAAUCUUUCAAAGAAACUGUUGAAAAAUUAAGAAAACUGUGUGAAGAUAAAGAGAUAAAAGAGAAGAUCAUAGGUGAAUUGUGGAACACUGAAGAGAAAUACUCCUUACAGGAGAAUAAACAUUCAGAGGAAAGGACGAUUAUUAAUGACUCUAUUCAUGGUCACAUUGAGCUGCAUCCUCUGCUGGUGAAGAUCAUAGACACACCUCAGUUUCAGAGACUGCGUAAUAUAAAACAGCUGGGUGCAGGAUACUGGGUUUACCCUGGAGCAUCACAUAACCGCUUUGAGCACUCCAUUGGGGUGGCAUAUUUAGCAGGAUGUCUGGUCAACAAUCUACAAGAAAAACAACCAGAGCUCAAAAUAACCAAUCGAGACAAACUGUGUGUCCAGAUCGCUGGUCUAUGUCAUGACUUAGGUCAUGGUCCAUUCUCUCAUUUGUUUGAUAACAUGUUCAUUCCUGAAGUCCGACGUAGAGCUGAAGAGAAAAAGAGAGAAGCAGAGGAAGAAAAGCAAUCACAAGAAUGCUCCAAAUGGACGCAUGAAAAGGGAUCAGUUAAUAUGUUUCAAUACAUGGUAGAUGAGAAUACACUGAAACCAAUAAUGGAAGAACAUGGACUGAUCGUUGAAGAAGACAUUAAAUUCAUCAAAGAAUUAAUCGAAGGGGUGGAUAUUUCGAAGGAGAAAUGGCCAGAGGAAUUGACUGGCAGGACUGAAGACAAAUCCUUCCUGUAUGAGAUUGUGUCAAACAAACGCAACGGCAUUGAUGUGGACAAAUGGGAUUAUUUUGCACGGUAAAAAAGUUCUGUCAUU
Paramisgurnus dabryanus is the source of this 904-nucleotide messenger RNA. Lineage: Eukaryota; Metazoa; Chordata; Actinopteri; Cypriniformes; Cobitidae. The record is from RefSeq and is a predicted model, not a curated record.